AGGGUUUCCGCCCCUCUUACUUUCAUCACCGAACGACUAUCCCCUCCCUGGGAUCUUGAGACAUUCGGCAGUUUUCAAUGGCAGUAUAUGGAGUGAUUGCCCUUGUUUAGACUCGGACUCUAGUUCGCGUAAGUUUUCGCCGCGAGCACCGUGAGACGUGCUGUGAGAUGCGCCGUCCGAGCCGUUGGGAGAAGGCCGACGAGGCGAGCGAUCCGGACGUUAGCGACGGCGGAGGAAGCGACGAAGGCGGGGCAGCGGAGAGACGGCGGUGGCGGAAGAGCGAGGAGGGGAAGGAGCAGCACGGCCGUAGUCGGCAAGCCCCCGCCGAUUCGCACCAUAGUUCGCACCACCGUCACCGCCACCACCACCGCCACCACCACCACGACCGGCAUAAGGACCGAUCCAGGCACGUGCGCCGCCGGCACAACGAUUCGGAUGACUACGAAUCGCCAGGCUCCGCGUCAGAUUACGAAGCGUCUCGCGACAAUGACGUGGCGGAAGCCGCUGCAACCGUCCCUGCUGCCGCCGCUACAGCCGCUGCUGCUACAGCCGCUACACCUGCUACAGCUUCCCUUGCAACGCCAGUAGGCGGCAACGGACCCGCCUCGUUCUCUUACCGAAAUGACCGACCUUCCGUUGACGGUGACCGCAAUUGGGGAGAUAACGGUGAUACUAUCGAGGCACCGAUAACGGGUGGUAAAAGCGAGCGCAAGUCACGGCAUGCAAGACGGGAGAGCCCGAGCGGACUUGCGCGCGCGAAUAGAUCCUCGGGAUCCGCGAAACGCGCGCAUGGCAGGGACGAGGACGAGGACGAGAGAGAGGGGCUAGAUCGGCAGCGACAGAUCGACGGCGAGAGAAGCCGGGACGACGAGAGGGAGGGUAAGCGCCGGAGGAAGCACCGAGUGGAAAAAGGGGAGAGGGGAGCCGAUAGGGUAACCGGGAGUCCGGAUAGGAGUUAUGAUGUUGCUGAUAGGAAGGAGUUUUCUGAUAGAAGUGAUAUCCCCGAUAGAAGCCGUCGGAAGAGUCCUGAUAGAGGGUUUGGGCGGUUGAAAGGGAAGGGGGCUGGUGACGGUCGCCGCGAGCUGUCGUUUCAGGCGGAUCCCGCAGCAAAGGCGUCGCAGAAAGCGUCGCAGAAGACGUCGCAGGGUGUCGCACGGCCUGUCGCGGGGCAGGCUGGCGACGCUGGCGACGACGGCGACGACGACGCGCACUGGAACGCGCGUUUCGUGGACAUCGAUGCGAUCGAGGUCGCGUUCGAGGCGCCUCGGAGCCCGCUGUUCGAGGAUCUCGAGGCGGCAGAAGACCUAGAGCGGUUCGGGGAAGGCGGGGUGUUAACUACGGAGGCUUUAAUAGGAACGUAUGAGGACAAGCCGGAGAAGAUGGGGCCGUUACGGCGAGAGGAGAGGAAAGAGGUGGACAGCAAGACGGGGAGGGAAGGCAGGAGGGAGCACGAGGAGAGAGGCGGGAAGGAGAGACGGGGGGAUCAGGAGGAUGAGGAGCCGAGAGGAGGUGGCGGAGGUAGUGAUCCCGUUAAUAGCCUUGUGAAUGUUAAAGAGCGGCGGCAUGGAGUGGAUAGGAUGGGCAGGGUGGGAAGGGCAAGGCAGGGUGGCCGAGGGGGGGAUGAGGCGGGUGAUGAGGAGUUGGAUGCGGUGAGGAGGGGGGAAGAGGUGGUGGAAGAAAGGGAGGAGAAGGAAGAGGAGGAGGAGGAAGAGGAGGAGGAGGAAGAGGUUGAGGAUGGGUCAGCAGUGCGUCGAAGUCGGGAGAAAGGAAAGAACAGGGAGAGAGAGAGGAGGGGAGGGGAGAGAGAUAGGGAGAGAGGAAGGGACAGGGAUCGGAACAGAGACGGUGACAGAGAGAGGGAGAAGGCUCGGGAGGAGGGGGGGAGAGGGAAGGAGAGGAGAGGCCGGGAGGCAGAAGGGGACUGGCAGGGUGAUUAUAAGCGUGGUGAUUAUGGCGGGGAGGGCGGGCGGAGGGAAUGGAGGCAUCGGAAACGACCAGGAAGGCGGGCAGAAUCACCGGAGCUUUCCUCCUCAUCAGAGCGCGAGGCGCAAGGCGUUGGAAAGGCAGGCAUGCGAAAAGGGGACCUUGGCCGGGCCAACAGCGCCAAGGGACGGGUGGCGCAGGGGCAGAAGGCGGGGGAGAAGGCGGAGGAGAAGGCGGAGGUGAAGGGGGAGGUGAAGGGGGAGGUGAAGGGGGAGGUGAAGGGGGAGGUGAAGGGGGAGGUGAAGGGGGAGCGGAAGGGGAAGCACGACGAGGGUGGGCCGUGGGCAGGAAGGAAGCAGAGCAGGGAUCGGAACAGAGAGGGUGAGGGGGAGGAUGGUGAGGAGGAGGGGAGGAGAGGCAAGGAGAGGACUGGGAGGGUGAGGAGUCGGGAGGAGAGGGAGUGGGAGGAGGAGAAGGAUGUAGGUAAGGGGAGGGUGAGGGGGAGAGAGGGGAGAGAGGGUAGAGAGGGGAGAGAGGGUAGAGAGGGGAGGAGGGAGCGGAAGGACAGGGAGCAUGGGGCGAAGAGAGGUGUGGAUGAUGAGAACGAAUCCGCACAAAAAGGGGAGACGGAGAAGCUUAAAGAGAGUACAGGCGUCCCUAGCAAUUGCCCGGAGGAUUCCGAACUGGGGCUGCAGGUGGGGUUGGGAGGAAGGGGGAUCAAGAUAAAAGUGGGGCAAGGCGGGAUGGGGAGAACUUUCACAGGUGGAGCUGGGAAUAAUGCUCCAGCGGCCCAAGCUAGGCUUGGUUCCGGCAGGAGGAGAUUUGAGGAGAGCCCGCAGGAGAAAGGCCGUGCUGGACGGAAGCAGGGUAAGGGGAGGACGGUGAAAGAGGAGGAGGAGGAAGAGGAAGAGGAGGAGGAAGAGGAGGAGGAGGAGGAAGAGGAAGAGGGGGGAGUGGACGAGGAGAGGGGUGCUCUGGGUGAGGGUCUGGCGAUUUUGUCUCAGAGUUACUCGAAGCAGAGGCAGGCUGGGGCUCCGGGUGCCGCAGCUACAGAUGGUGGUGGUGAUGGUGAUGGCAGUGUUGCUGCUCGUCUUGCUGUGGCUGCGUCUGAUUCUGCUGCUGCUGCUGCUGCUGCGACCACUUUUGCUAAAGUCGCUGUUCCAGCUGCUGCGGCCGCUCCUGCUAAUAUCUCUGUAGCCCACGCUGAUGCUACUACUGCUCCUGUUGCUGGCACCGCUGCCACUGCUGUUGGUGCGGCUGGUGGUGGUAUGGUCAUAGCAGAGGCAGCAGAGAGGGAGCGGAAGAAGAGAAAACAAGAGAGCGAUGUGAUUGGGGGGCAGCAGGCACCGCUGCCUGCUGGUGUUGAUGCUGAUGCUGGUGCUGGUGUUGGUGCUAGUGUUGGUGCUAGUGUUGGUGCUAGUGUUGAUAGGCUCGAGGGGGUUGCAGCGGACGAAAAGAAAGGGCCAGGGAUGGAGAAGGGAGGACGAGGCGAGGAGGGAGGAAAGGGGGAAAGAGCUGGUGGAAUGCAAAGGGAGGGUGGGAGGGUGGAUGAGGGGCAAGCGGAUGCCUGGCUGCUGCUGCAGCAGCAACAGCAGCAGCAGCAGCAGCAGCAGCAACAGCAGCAGCAGCAGCAGCAGCAGCAGCCAAAGAGUGAGACAGGAAGAUUGAGAGAAGGGAUCAGAGAAGGGGUUAAGGAGGCAGCGGCUGUUUUAAAGGGCCGCAGGAGAGAGAGGGAGGGGAGAGGGAGAAGGGAGGAAGGUGGGGGGCAGGAGGGCGAAGAGGAUGAGGAGGAUUUGGGAGGAGAUGGGAGGGAGGGUGCAGGCAGAUGGGGCAAGGAGGAGGCAGAAGAUUUGUUAAGGAGGAGGAGGCGGAGGAGGAAGAGAGGGGGGGAUGGGGAGGAUGGGGGGGAGGGAUCAAAGAGAGGCGCGUAUAAUGAUGGAGGUGGGGAGGGGGAGGGGUCGGAGGAAGAGUUGGAAGAAGAGGGAAGGGGGUUGCAGAGGGAGGAAGGAGGGUUUGGGCAUGGGGGGAGGGGGGGGAGGAGGGUUGAGCGGCAGGAAAGUGGGCGGAGCUUUGGUGGGGGGAGAAAGGUGGAGAGAGGCGAGAGGGGAGAGAGAGGAGAGAGGGGAGAGAAGGCAGAGAGAGGGGAGAGGGCCGAGGGGUCGGAGAGGGGGGGGAGAGGGGAGAGGAUGGAGAGGGGGGGGAGGGGGGAGAGGGGAGAGCGGGGGGAAAGGGGAGGAAGGGGGGAGAGAGGGGAAAGGGAGUCACGUUGGUGGUCUGGUAGUGAAGUGCGGGCACGAAGGGAUGGGGAGAGGGACAGAGAGAAGGAGAGGGAAUGGGAUAGAGAGAGGGAGAGAGAGUGGGAAAGAGAGCGGGAUUGGGACCGAGAACGAGAGUGGGAGAGGGAAAGAGAGGGUGAGUGGGGCAGGAGGGAAUGGGAGAGGAGGGAGCGGGAUAGAGGAGAGAGGGACAGAGGAGAGAGGGACAGAGACAGAGACCGGGAGAGGGUGAGAGAGAGGGGAGGCUCGUAUCAAGAUGAGUUUGGUCCUGAGGGGAUGGGACGGGCUAAGCGAGAGGAUUCUGUAAUGGGGUCAAGUGUGGCAGGGGAAGGGGCGGUGGUGGAGGGGGCAAGGAGGGAGAGGGAGAGGGAGAGGGAGAGGGAGAGGGAGAGGGAGAGGGAGAGUUUUGUGGAGGCGGAUAAGGGGGAGGCAGACGGAGAGAGAGGGGUGGGUGAGGGGAGGAGAGGAGGGGGAGCAGGAGCAGCAGCAGGAGCAGCAGCAGGAGCAGCAGCAGGAGCAGGGGGGCCAGUGGGAGGGGGAGCAGUAGGAGGGGGAGCAGGAGGAGGAGCGGGAGGGGGAGGGGGAUGGCAAGCGCGGGCUGAUAUGGGCCCUGGGUCGAGACGAGGGCGGGAAGGGGGAGGCGGAGGAGGGGAUGGGUCCUCCGCCCCUUCCCUCCCCCCUCCCCCUCCCCUCCGCCCUGGGAUAGAUGCGCCUUCGGUUCUCCCCGCUCCCCUGAACCUACCUGCAGGUAUGGAAGGCCUGAUUGCCGAAGCUGGCAGGUCCGGCAACGCCGCAGCUGCAGCGGCGGCGGCAGUGGCAGCAGCAGCAGGGGGGAUGAUUGGGCCAGGGGGGAUGGGGCCAGGGGGAGGGGGUAGGAGGGGAAUGGGCGGACCGAGAGCCAUGGGGAGGGGGGAAGGAGGGGGGAGCGGGAUGCUACGCCCUGGGGAGGCAUGGAGGGGCGGAGGGGGAGGGCCACAGGGGUUCUUGCCCGGAUGGGGGGGAAUGGGGGGCCCCAGGGGGCAACCUGGCGCAGGAGGGGGGGCAGGGGCGGGUGGGGGAGGGGGAAUGGGCGGAGCAGGAGGAGGGGCAGGAGCAGGGGCAGGAGGAGCGGGAGGGCAAGGGUUGGUGGGGCCAGGAGGUCAGCCUACCCCGGGUAUGCCUCCCCCAGGUGCGUUCCCCCCGUUUCAUGGUUUUCCAGGUGCAGGAAUGCCCUUUCCUGGGGGGUUGGGUUCAGGGGUGGGGGUUCCGCCCUUCCCCGGGGGUGGGGGGAUGAUGGGCGCGCCCUUUCCCCCGCACCUGGGCGCUGGGGGUCCCAGGGGCGCGGGGGGAAUGGGUUCCCCCGGUGCAGGGAUUGGGGCGAUGGGUGGAAUGGGGGGAAAUAUGCCCCUCCACCAUCAGCAGCCGCAGCAGCAGCAGCAGCAGCAGCAGCAGCAGAAGAGAGAGGAGAAGGAGGCAGAUGAGAAGGAGGAGGGGCCGCAUGGACACGAGGGGGUGAAGGAGGAGGGUGGGGAGGAGAGGGAGGGACAGGAGGAGAAGGAGCAGGAGGAGGAAAGACAGAGUGUUGACUCGGAGCAAAGACAGAAAGAGCAGCAGCAGCAGCAGCAGCAGCAGCAGGGACAGCAGCAGCAGCAACCGCAACUACCGGAGCAACCAUCCCGCUCUCCCGCGUCCCUCCCACCACUCGCUGUCCCUCACAAGCAGCUGCCACAUCAGCCACCCCAAACGCCACAUCCGCAGCAGCCACCCUCGAACCAGGGCAGGAAUCGCUGGUCCCACCCUGCGAAUUCACCUGGGGGGCACCUGGGCACACCCCCCCUGGGCCCUCUCUCUCCUGGCCUCCUCCCAGGUGCUCCAGGUGCCGGCCCAGGUCCAGGCCCUGGCCCAGGUGUUCCUUCAGGUGUUUCUGUUGCUGGGCCGGGUGUGCUGCCACACCACCCCAUGCCUGGACCAGGCAUGGGCGGUAGGUUCGGCGCACACCCAGGCAUGCCCGGACCUGGCGGUAGAGGCCCGGGUGGAGGUAUGGGAGGACGCGGACCAAUCUUCCCUCAUGGGGGCAUGUGGGAUGGCAUGCCAGGCUCGGGACCACCGUUCCUGGGAGGUCCGGGGGGAAUGGGAGGUCCUGGGUGGAUGGGAGGUCCGGGAGGAAUGGGAGGCCCGGGGCCAAGAGGACCCGGCGGCCCUGGGUUCGGGCCGAACCUGAUGGGUCCAGGAGGAGGGGGAGGUAUGCCUGGGGGAGGGAAAGAGGAGGAGGGAGGAUUGGAAGGGAAAGAAGGGGAGGUCCAACCAGAGCAGGGCAGGGAGACAGGGAGGAAGGUGGAGGUAAGAGCGGUGUCGAGGCUUUUUGCUGCUCUUCCGCUUGCUGCUGGCUUAGUGCAGGGGGAACUCUUAGCUAAGUGUUUGCAAGCAGCGGCUGCAGGGAAGGGAGGAGAGGGUUUGGCAGCGGGGACAGCUGGGGUUGGAGAAGCAGCAGGGACGGCAGGAGGGGGGGUUGCAGGGGCGAAGGUAGGGACGGAGGUGCUACGGGUGCGAGACAUGGGUGCAGGAGUAGGGGCAGGAGCAGGGGCAGGGGCAGGAGCAGGGACAGGAGCAGGGGCAGGUGCAGCGAGCGCAGGAGCUGCCCUUGUUCCUGGGCCGUCUGCUGCUGGUGAUGCUGCUGGUGAUGCUGCACCAUCGCAUGCUGCGCCAUCGCAUGCUGCGCCAUCGCAUGCCAUACCCUCUGCCGCCACACUGUCACCCGCUGCACUGCCUGCUGUGCCAUCGGUGGUCGCAACGGGGGGGGCUGGAGCAGCGGAAGAGGGGUGGACAGCAAGGGGAGUGGCAGAGGCGCUGCUGCCUGUUGUCAAUGCAAACACUGUCAAAGCAGUUCAGGCCUGUCUAACUACUCUUGAUGACAUACCAGCCACUCAUCCAUCCCUUCCUCCUCCUCAUCCAUACCUCAAUGCUGCUUCCUCAUCCUGCCGUCCCUCCUCCUCACUCUUCUCCUCCCUCCCCCCGUCUCUCCUCUUCUCCUCCUCUUGCCACAUCCCUACCAAGCCAUCAUCCGUCCCCCAUACAAGCUUCUCCCUUACUGCCCAUUUUUCCCUCACUAGCCAAGCUCCGGCAAAUAUGCCACUUCCUCCAUAUCUCGCUUCCCCACCCAUUGUGGAGUUUAACAAAGUAUCUGCUGAGGGACUUAGCAAAGUGCCAGCCUGGCAGCAGCACAUCAUACCACCACCGCAGGCUCGGAAGGCGUCCAAGCCUAAGCAACAGGCUCGGAAGGCCAAGGGUAAGGGAUUCCAGGGUCGGAAUGCAAAGCUCGGGAAGGUGAAGAGAGGAGCGGUGAGAGUGGGGAGGGAAGUGACGACAGUUGGGGGAAGAGGAGGGGUGAGUGAUCAGUUGGUGGGGGAGGGAGUUGGGCAAGAAGAUGCGAGGGAUCUAGGGCAAGGGGGUGGAGGAGGAGAAGCCGUGGGUGUAGGAGUGGGGAAAGGAGAGGCAUGUGCGGAGGAAAGGGACAAUAGAGUGGGAGGAGGAGGAGGAGGAGGAGGAGGAGGAGGAGGAGGAAGUAGUUUGGGUGCCGCAGGGAAGGGGGAUGUGGGAGAUGGAGGAAGGGGUGAAGGAGGAGGUAUGGGAGGAGAGGGAUUAGGGAGUGAAGGGGGAGAAGCAGGGAGCACAGGAGGGGUCAGGAAAGGGUUGGUGAUUCGGCUGCCGAGAAUGACAGCCUCUGCUGCCCCUUCCUGUUCAAAGGCUUCUUCUGCUGCUGCUGCUGCUGCUGCUGCUGCUGCUUCUCCUGCUCCUGCUGCUUCUCCUUCCCCUGAGGAUGCUGCUGCUGCUGGUGCAGCUGCUCCUGCUGCUGUUCCUUCUGGCGCUGGUUCUGCUGCUGCUGAUUCUGGUGAUAGUCCUGCUGCUGGGGGGAAUGGUAGCGCUGUUGGUGCUAGAGGUAGAGCACGAGGCAGAAAGCAGCUCAAGACGCAGCAGCAGCGGAGUGUUGAGUUGACUCUUGAGUCGGCUCGAAAGGCACCUAGACGGCCACGGGGUAGAGUUACUGCUAGCACGAAGCAGCAGCAGCAGCAGCAGCAGCAGCAGCAGCAGCGUCGACUGCAGCAGCAGAAGGAAGAGCGGGCAGAAGAGGAGCAGCAGCAGCAGCAGGAGGAACAAGAGGAGCAACCAGAGCAGCAGCAGCAGGAGCAGCAGGAGGAGGAGGAGGAGGAGGAGGAGGAGGAGCAGCAGACAGGCCUUGCUCUGCUGUUUGCUCCAUCCCUAUUUCCUGCCAAAGCCACCAAGCAUGUCGCUUCUGUUGCUGCUGGCAGCACCACUGCUGCACCCUCUAAGACUGCUGCUACUAAAGCCGCUGCCUCUAAGGCUGUUGCAACUAAGGCCGCUGCAACUAAGCCGGCUGUUACUAAAUCCGCUGCCACUAAAGCCGCCGCAACAAAGACUGCUGCUACCAAAGCCAUGAGGCACGUUACUACUGCGUCUGCUGCUGCUGCUGCUUCUGUUGCGGAUGCCUCUGCUACCUCUGCUGCUGCUGCUGCUGCUGCUGCUGCUGCUGCUGCUGCUGCUGAUGAUGAUGAUGUUUCUGCUGCUGCUGCUGCUGCUGCUGCUGCUGCUGAUGUUUCUGCUGCUGCUGCUGCUGCUGCGGCUAUGGGCCGUGAUGCUCCCUCUAUCCCAGGCUCUACAUCAGCUCUGCCUGGGAAUGCUGAGGCGCCUCAGAACGCGCCUCUCAGCGUGCCUGAUGCUGCCGAGGAUGUUUCUGGGCGUAAAAACGUGCCUGCUGCGGCUACGGGCGAUACUGAGAAGACAGCUGAUGCUGCGAUGAAGGCUACUAAGCAGGCAUGUGGGGAUGCUGAUGCUGCAGCUGAUGCUCCGGGGGAAGCGCAAUUACAGGUGGCAAGUGUGGCACCUUCGCGGAAGCGCAAGGCAGCAGCGGCUGGUGCUGGUGCUAUGAAGGUGGGUGGUGGUAAGACGGCUGGUGGAGGGGGUGGAAGAGAGGGGAAGGGAGGAGGUGGGGAGAAGGGGGAACUGGGAGGAGAGGGAGGCAGUGGGGAGAAUGGGGAGGGCAGGAAGGAGACUACGGCAGAGCAGGGCAUUGGAGGGGAGAGUCACAACGAGGAGGAAAGAGAAGAGGGGAAGUUCAAGGGGGGAGGGAGGGAGGGGGAGAGCAAGCGAGAGAGGAAGGACGAAACGGCGGUGGAGGAUAAGGCAGCAGGGGAAGGGGAGGUUGGUGAGGGAGAGAGAAGGGAAAUGGAAGAGGAGGAGGAUGUGGUGGAGGUGGUGCAGCACGGAAGAGGAGGGGAGGGAGAAGAGAGGGAUGAGGGGAUUGAGUGGGGUAAAGAGGAAGAGAAAAUGGGAGGAGGCUUGGAGGGGGAAGGCGAGGAACAGAUGGGUGCGAGUGAAGGGCGUGUGACAGUAGAGAAUGUGGCUCAGGGCAAUGGAACCUCCCAAGAGGCUUCUCAAGAACCCACCGAAGGACCCUCGCAGGAGGUUUCAGAGGCAGGCGAAGGGGCAGAUGAACGGGCAGGUGAAGGAACAGCAGACGAAUCAGAGCUGUCCCAAGCGUCUGUGGGAGCAAGGGGGGCAGCAAAAGUCCGCAGCAGAGCAAGGGCAGCUAGGGGCAAAAGCACUGGGGGGAAGAAAGGGAGGAAAGGCACUAGUGGGGGCGUGGGUGGGGGAGGUAAGUCUGGUGGCGGUAAGACUGGUAUAGUCUCAGCAGCAACUGACGGAGCGACGGGGGGAGGAGAAGGAGCAGGGGGAGUGGGAGGGGAAGGAGGAGUGGCUGAGAAUGGGGGGAUGGAAGGGGAGGAGGUGGAGGAGGACGAGGAAGUGAGGAAGGAGAGGGAGGAGAGGGAGAGGAGGGGGAAGGAGGCGGAGAGGGAGAGGUUGAGGGCGCUGAAGGAGCAGGAGGCGCGGGACAGAGAGGAGGCGAUCAGGCUGGCUACGGUCAGGCAGAGCAGCAGAAUCAGGUCCAGGCAGGCUGGGGGGAACAAGUAGAAAGAGGGGGGGGGGGGGGGGGGGGGGUGGGGAGGGGAGGGGGAGGGGAGGGGAGGGGGACGUUUCUAAAUUGGGGAGUGGAUAGAACAAAUCCAAAAUUGUGGCGAAAGGAGAAAGAUGCGAGGCUGAGUGGAUAGGGGGCAAGAUGUGGAGGAGAGGGAGAAGAAGAUAUCAGGUGGCUUCAUGGCAGCAGCAUGGAGGGAAGAUGGGAGGAAGAUAGGUGGAUUGGAUAUGGGAGGUUGGUUGGGGACUGUGGGCGACUCUCACUGCACUGCACAGCAUGCGUUCAGAUGCACAAGGAAGAGCUUUGGACGACUCUCCUGUUGUUUUGCUAGUGCUUUAUGAUGGCUACUGUGCGCUUGCUGGCUGCUCCUGCUGCGAUGCCUCCCCGCGUCUCUACCCGUGUCCCCUUGCAUUGUUUGUUGGGCGUUCCCUCUCAGGUUCUGGACUGGACAGGCCUCUCUCUCCUUUCUCUUGCUUCUUCUGGUUAAAUUGUUUUCUAGGGUUAGAACAUUUGUUUGUGGAUUUAGAACAUUAAUUUGUUUCUUUUUCAUAAUCCAGGGUUUUCUC
Messenger RNA from Closterium sp. NIES-67, 10736 nucleotides. The record is from the annotation of a GenBank genome assembly. Lineage: Eukaryota; Viridiplantae; Streptophyta; Zygnematophyceae; Desmidiales; Closteriaceae.